CAUCCGAAUAUCCUCAGUUUCUACGCCUCGUUCAGUGUGGAGCGGGAGCUGUGGGUGGUGAUGCGAUUUUUGAAUCGCCGAAGCCUGCGCCAAAUUCUGGACCAUCAAAUACAGACAAUAUGGCUGUGUAGACAUCCGAAUAUCCUCAAUUUCUACGCUUCGUUCAGUGUGGAGCGGGAGCUGUGGCUGGUGAUGCGAUUUUUGAAUCGCCGAAGCCUGCGCCAAAUUCUGGACCAUCAAAUACAGAUAAUGGAGGCCAGCACUGGUGGUAUCUCUCAAGGUGUCUUGAAUCAGUAUGUAAUUGCAACGUUAAUGCAAGAAAUUCUCAGCGGUUUGGAUUAUAUUCAUCGUAGCGGACAAAUGCAUCGUGACAUCAAGGAAACGACUGAGACCCCGUUUGGAACACCGUGCUAUAUGGCACCGGAAAUAGUCGAUCUGAAAGCGACGCGCACAAAAGGGUACAGCUGCAAAAUUGACAUUUGGAGUCUCGGUAUAACAGCAUUAGAAAUGGCUGUUGGCUAUCCACCAUAUCACAACAAAUCCGUCGAUUGGAUACUUCGCCGUAUUCGAACAGCUGAUCCGCCAACUCUAGAAACCAAUAAAACUGGCAAUUAUGAUGCAUACGGGAAGAAAUUCCGCCACUUCGUCUCCUCGUGCUUAAAAGCCAUUUUGUAUAACCAGAAAGAGGAAAAAGUGAAUGGAACUAGUUCUGCUGCUAUCUCUUAG
Molecule: messenger RNA, 726 nt
Organism: Gongylonema pulchrum
Lineage: Eukaryota; Metazoa; Nematoda; Chromadorea; Rhabditida; Gongylonematidae
Source: the annotation of a GenBank genome assembly